This is a messenger RNA of Eremothecium sinecaudum, 1899 nucleotides long. RefSeq names its product mitogen-activated protein kinase kinase kinase SSK1 (gene SSK1). The transcript has a single exon. The coding region runs from base 1 to 1899 and encodes 632 amino acids. Lineage: Eukaryota; Fungi; Ascomycota; Saccharomycetes; Saccharomycetales; Saccharomycetaceae. Gene Ontology annotation, biological process: phosphorelay signal transduction system. The record is from RefSeq and is a predicted model, not a curated record.
AUGGACGAGGGAUAUGGUGUUGAUGCUCGGGUCUUGUCGACUCCCAUCACCGACCUAGGGACCCAUCAGGAGAAGUCCGAUAAGAAUGGUGGGAAGGUUUGGUUGAGGUUAGAAGAAUUUUCUAAUGAAGUUUUAGGUGUUUUAGCAUUCGAUGAAGUUAAUUUGAAAUGCCAAGAUGGUUCAGGUGAACUUUUGGUUAUAGAAUUUGACAAGAUGGAUAGGAUAGAAGAUCUCAAGACGAAGUUACUAAAAAAAGCACACAACAUAAACAAGGCAAAGGACCAUAAAAAUAAUGAUAUUUCAAUAGGUUUUUACUGUAAAUGUGGUGAUAAUAUCAUAUCUACUGGUUCCGGUUUGUCUUCGGGUGUUGAUGGACCAAUUACACCUCUGUCUUCACGAGGCCACCAAGGUGAUGGGAAUUUCCAUCCUACUAGCGCGGCACAUAUUGGAGUAUUGCCAGGAACUAUGAAUAAUGAAGAAGUAAUAUAUCACUCAGACUCUCCUGGUACUGGAGAUAGUGAAGCUUUAGAAGGGGAACCGGAUAUAACUGAAUCUAUGCUGUCGCAGAGUUUGCAGUACAUAACACUGAACGAUGAUGUUAAUAAUGGUAUCCAUAUGCAGCUUGAACCGUAUACGUUAGAAAGAGAAAAGGAAACUAAAUACCCGGGUUUGAAAAGUGACCUCGGUGAAGAAGAUAAUGUGCAUUUGGAAACAGGAGAUACGACGUGCGAGUACAUAGAUCAGCAACCGCAACGGACGGUAAAACACAAGGUUGCUUUAAACCCGCAGGAGUUGGUAUGUAACGUCGCUCAAAAUUAUUUUGGAGAGUGUCAGAACAGUAGCGAAGCGUUGGUUGUCUUUCUUGGCAGUGGAAUCCCGCCUGCGAAAACCGCAUCGUCAGAUACCAACGUAUCUUCGGAUAAUGAACGAUUAAUUUAUCAUACUCCUAUUCCUUUGGAUACAACAGGAUCUAUAUAUUCUAAUCCUGAUCGUAUUGUACUUGAUUCUCUUCGGACGUCCCUGCAUUUCCAGCAGCCUCAAACGCCAGUACAGACUGUCCCUAUUCCUGACUAUAUUGAUAGUUUGCCUUCUCCUAGUGACAUUAUUCAAUACUCUGGUUCAAAGAAAGCGUUUUUGUUACUACCUAGAGCAACAUGCAAUGAGUAUAAAAACCACUAUGAUAAUAGUUACCCAAAACACAUAUCCUUAUCCCUCCCUUCUCCUUCCAAUGACUAUAAACAGAGAACCAUAUCUAACGCUGACCGUUUAGAUUCUCAGAGUAAAAUUUUAGAAUCACCGGCAAUAUCUCCUAAGGCCAUAUCGUUGAAUGAUGCACCGAAUUCCAAACCCUGCUAUCACACACGAGACAAGGUUUUUCCUAAGAUCAAGGUGCUGAUUGUUGAAGAUAAUAUAAUUAAUCAAGCAAUUUUGUCUUCCUUUCUAAGGAAAAAUAAUAUCACAUACGAGGUGGCAAGCAAUGGAAUAGAUGCCGUUGGACGCUGGAAAGAGGGUGGAAUCCAUUUGAUCCUGAUGGACUUACAAUUGCCAUUGAUGACAGGCUUAGAGGCCACUAAACAGAUACGAGAUCUUGAAAAGAUUAAUGGAAUCAGUAACUUCAGAAUAUCCAAUGCUUCGAGACAACGUAAUCACGAUGGAGAUCUGGACAACUCAAAAAUUCGAUCGCCCGUGAUUAUAGUUGCAUUAACAGCAUAUUCUGCAUACGCCGACAGGAAGGAGGCUUUACUGGCUGGCUGUAAUGAUUACCUUACUAAACCAGUAAACCUCGACUGGCUCAGCAGAAAAAUAAACGAAUGGGGAUGUAUACAAGCAUUGAUUGACUUUGAUGGAUGGACCAAAGGUGAGAGUCGUAUGACGGAUAAUGUUAUAUUAAGGCCAUAA